This is a messenger RNA of Aaosphaeria arxii CBS 175.79, 948 nucleotides long. RefSeq lists its product as uncharacterized. The transcript has 2 exons. The coding region runs from base 118 to 807 and encodes 229 amino acids. Lineage: Eukaryota; Fungi; Ascomycota; Dothideomycetes; Pleosporales. Gene Ontology annotation, molecular function: structural constituent of ribosome. The record is from RefSeq and is a predicted model, not a curated record. Gene Ontology annotation, cellular component: mitochondrial large ribosomal subunit.
UUCGAGAUUCGCAGCAGCAGCAGAGCGUAACAGUAGCACUUCCGACAGCAACGACAACAACAACCAAUUGAUCUCGCACCCAACAUCUCCAGGACCUCCAGGACACGCACAUACAAAAUGAUCUGUCGCAAUUGCCUCCUCCGGGCGUCGACACGCAGCCACUUCAAACCCUCCACCACCUCACCACGCUUUCUCACCACCACCUCAACCCGCAACAACGCAACCCCCAUCUCUCUCAACGCAGCCACGCAAUCCGCACCCCGACAAGGCUCUCCGACCUCUCCUCACACACCACCAGCCGCGACAUCGACCUCCGCCGCGCAACCCUUCUCCGCCGACACCACCACCAAGAAAGACCACCCCCCAGCGCCGGCGUCGAAACAACAACCGCUCGUCAAGUCCAGCAUCCCCGCGGGGACCCCCCUAAAGGGCCUCAACUUCCUCAAGAACAAGUCCGACCCGAUCGCCCUCGAGGACUCCGAGUACCCGAGCUGGCUGUGGGACAUCUUGAAGAAGAAGGACGGGAAGGGCGACGGCGUUAAUGCGGGAGAUCUGUUUUCGAAAUCCAAAAAGCAGCGCCGACUCGCGGCGAAAAGGCUCCGCAAGGAGCAACUCGCGAACCCGGACCUGCUGGCCCCCAAGAUCCCCAUCUACGAGCAGACGAUCGACCUGCCCGCGGGCGACGCGCAGGGCAGCACGGCGGGCAACGUGGAGGCGGCGGAGGCGAGGGGGGAGCUCACCAAGGCGAUGAGGGAUAAGCGGAGGGCAGGGAUCAAGGAGGCGAAUUUCUUGAAGAGCAUGGGAUAGGAUUGUGGUUUGGCUCGCUUUGUGUGUAUGGGGGGGUGGAGGGAGGGCUGUGGAGGGAUGGAGAGGAAGAAGGAAGGACGAUUUGCAUAUUGGGGGUUUUGUAUAUAUAUGUGUGUGUAUAUGUAUGUCAUGUCAUGUCAU